This is a messenger RNA of Beauveria bassiana ARSEF 2860, 4428 nucleotides long. RefSeq names its product sex-determining protein fem-1. The transcript has 3 exons. The record is from RefSeq and is a predicted model, not a curated record. Gene Ontology annotation, molecular function: protein binding. NCBI's taxonomy places the organism in Eukaryota, Fungi, Ascomycota, Sordariomycetes, Hypocreales, Cordycipitaceae. Bases 1 to 4428 code for a protein of 1475 amino acids.
AUGAAAGAAGUCUUUCGAGAGGAUAGUAACGGGCCCAACACUAGGCCGAGCGCAGCGAUCACGCAGCAGACAAUUUGGGAACCGGUCGAUCUUCCUGUGGCUGCCGGAGCUGCGGUAGUUGCAACACAGCCAUGCAACAAUCGUGACAGCAUUUCAGAGAAUCUAUGGGCAGAUGCGUACAAGAUGCUUCGGGAGAGGGACAAGGAUCUCGUUGACGAGUUUGAGAAGGCAUUGGGCAGCUCUUCGGACAGCGUGGGAGAGUCGCUCUCGAACCCCGAGUCGGUCACGAAACUAGUCGAGCGCUUACGCAAAGAGCAUGACGGGAAGAAGUUGACAUUCAGAUAUGGAGGGGAAGAGCGCAGAUAUCGCGAUCAGUUCAACAAGAUUGUGAAGUUGGCUAUAUUCGCCGAUUCGUUGAUCAAGCAGGCACUUGCUACGCAGCCGCAUGCUGCUUUGGCAUGGACUGGAAUGUCAAUAUUACUUCCUUUGCUAUCUUCCGCAUUGACAAAGGAGGCGGCCUUGGUCAAGGGUCUCGCAGCAGUUGGACACGUACAACUGUACUGGAAGUCAUGCGAAGAUACAUAUCUCAAGCCUUCCACUGCCAGUAACUUUGAGAACAUAUUGAGACAGCUGCCGACGGUGUAUUCGCACAUCCUGGAGUAUCAUUUCCACGCAAUCUGCUACCUAGCCAAAGAUAGAAAGCGUCGCGUCUUGCAGGUGACCACGGGUUGGACUUCGUGGAGUGACAAAGCAGAUGAGGUUGAAAAAGAGAGCGAUUUUUGCAAGAAUCUUCUGCAGCCAGCGCACCAUACCUCCCUUGAAAGCGUGAAUGAGGCCAAGCUACAAAGGAUGGAUGGCUUGCUCAAGGCCAACCUCGACAUUGCAAAGGUGAUGAAGGAGAACAGGGCUGAAGAUAUGGAAAUACAAAUUUGUGAAAACCUCAAGAGAGUUGCGGGGAAGUACGAAACUGGUAAAGACGGUAACCUUAAACACGUCGAAGGUACUUGUGAGUGGUUUUUCGGCAACAAUGACUUCUGCGAUUGGCGAGACGGCACAGACAGCGGUCUAUUCUGGGUAUCGGCAGAUCCUGGAUGUGGCAAAUCUGUUCUAUCACGGGCGCUGAUUGACCAUGGGCACCUCAAGAGCACCGUUUCAACCUUUGACAUGACGUCGCCGGGAGCUACAGUGCAGGAAAGAGACAACAUCGUCUGCUACUUCUUUUUCAAGGAGGAUGUUCAAGGACGAACCAGGCUAGUGAAUGCUUUUUCUGCCAUCCUUCACGAGCUAUUUGCCCAGGAUACAACAAACCAGCUCAUCCAGCAUGCAGUGGUCCAUCACAAGCUCAACGCCAAAUUUAUCUCCGAAGAGUUCAUACUUCUCUGGAACAUCUUGGUCGCAUGCUCGUCGUCCUACUCAGGCGAGGGCGUUAUUUGCGUUUUGGAUGCACUGGAUGAGUGUGAGCGGGAAGAUCCGAAUUUACUCAUGGAGAAGCUGCAAUGCUAUUAUGCCGCCAGCCAGGGAGAGCAAAAGCUCAAGUUCUUCAUAACAAGCCGGCCUUAUAAAACAAUCACGCGGCUAUUCGACCGCUUUUCAAAGAGGGCCAAGCUGCUUCACCUUGACGGCGACGACAAGCAUGAUGAAGUUAGUCGUGACAUGGAUCUUGUCAUCGAUGCUCGGCUUGAUGAUAUCACAGAGUAUUUCUCGCAAGAAGACCGCUUGAAAGUACGGGAGCGCCUCAGAGGGCAGGAUUCCAAGACGUAUCUCUGGCUACAUCUGACAUUCAACAUAAUCCAAAACAGCCCCAGCAAGUAUAGUCGCAGCUGGGAUGUGGAUGAGCUUCUGUCCAGUAUUCCACCAGAGGUCUCACAGGCUUACGAGAAGAUUCUUGAUCGAAGCGACGAUGAGGAAAAGACACUCAUCCUGUUACAACUUGUCUUGGUUGCCGAAACACCAUUGACCCUGGCCGAGGCAAAUUAUGCGUUGACCCUCGCAGGUGCUUCGACAAAGCCGCAGAAGCACGACGAUCUGACGGCGAGGUGCUACGGGGCUGAUUUUAGAUCAACAGUAAAGAGUCUUUGCGGGCUCAUCAUCACAAUUCACGAUGACUGCCUGCAUUUCAUCCAUUUGACCGCGCGCGAGUUUCUGAUGUCCGACAAGCCAGAGACUGGCUUGAAGUGGAAGGGUCGCUUUGCUUUGGGGCCAGGACUGCACGAAGAAAUGUCUCGCUGCUGUAUUUCAUACCUACUUUUGGACGAUUGGAUUGAAAUCGCAGCCGAAACAGUGACUUUUCAAAAAGAACAGGACCAAGAGAAAAGGUUUCCGCUGUUGAACUAUGCCUCACGAAACUGGAGCCAUCACUUCGGUCAAUUAAGCGAGAGUAUGCGCACGCCCAUCAAGAAAGAUGCCCGACGUCUACUAGACGCUGGCGGACCCUACAUCAAACUCUGGGGGCGCCGAUUUCUGUCUGAGAACUCAUUUCUUGGGGCUGAUGAUUUCAACGGCUGGACUGACCUCGCCAUUGCUAGUCUCCUUGGUCUACAUGACAUGGUCGAGGGGAUGCUGGUAUAUGAAAAAGUCGGCGUCGACCCAUCCGACGGUAUAGGUUGGAGUGCAUUGCACGCUGCUAUACGUGGAAAAUAUGAAAGUAUAGCAGAGUUACUUCUCUCUCAUGGAGCUGACGUUCGUGGCAGAGGAUCAAAAGGCGGCCCGCCACUUGAUAUCGCCAUAUUUUACGCGGACUUGAGUCUCGUGCGGCUUUUACUGUCUUAUGGCGCAGAUCCCUACGACCCUAUUCCUCGUAUGUUUAAUAUCCAGGAUUCCGUCGAGCUGGCGGCCCAGACUGGCGAGAUUGAGGUCUUCCGGGCCGUGGUCGGCAGCGGCAUCGAUUGGAGUACUGAGCAAGGCUUGAAACAAGCCGUCGCAGACAUGGCCAAAAGGGAUACUGAGCGACAAGCUUUGGCGUUGUUUCUGAACCACUACACUGGACCCAACAUCACUGCCGAGCUGCUCAUGAGAGCUUUCACCGACAAUGAUUUACGAACACCGACCAGUAAAGUUCAACAUUUGCUGAAACAUGGCGGUGAAAAUGUUCAGGUCGACGAGCGGCUACUAUGGGCAGCCGCUUGCGCACGCGGAUCGAAACCGCUCGCAAGCCUACUCGAGAACCAGCGAGUUAAGACGCAAAUGACGCCACGGGUAAUGCAGGCGGCGAUUGAAAGGUGCGAUGCAUUUGCGUUGGCGAAGUUGGAGUUGGUUCUGAAACUCUUGGGAUCACGGGGAGCAGGCAAUCAGGAGUUUUUCGCCUCUGUGGUCGCUAGUGGUAGCAGAGACUUCAUCGAAAGAUUUUUGGAAUACGUCGACUGUGCCCUGGUUCCAUCGGAAAACGUUCUUUGCUGCGCCGAAGCCAAUGACUCGGCGGUGCUCUCUUUCCUGAUGGAGCGUUUUGGCAAGAAGAUAACCAUAACGUCGAAGGUUGUUAUGGCCGCGGCUAGAAGCAUCAAGGGAAGUGAAAGUUGGUCCGAUACUACCCUGGCUUUGCUACUAGACAAGAGAAACGACGAGGUUGUCCUUACAUCGGAACUCCUUCGGGCCACUGCAUUGUAUAUGGUGCCUACCGGAUGGCUAGAGAUGUUCUCCAAGUGGAAACAUGAAGAGCUAAGGCGACAAGCACCACUCGUUCUUUUGCUCGCUGUCGAUAAGUUGUUCCGACAGUCAGAUAUACAGCUACUCGCAGAUAGCGAAUUUAUUACGGCAGGCCUGAUUACAGAAGAGGUCCUUACAGCCACCGUGAAGAGCACGUGUGCGGCGGGUAUUGACAUGCUCAAGUAUAUUUUGACCAAGUACGAGGACGAGGUCAAGAUCCCUCAGACACUGCUGGAGAAGCUGGUGGGAUACGACCACAGCCACGAGGUGGACCUGCUCGAGUAUCUUAUCAAGCAGCGGCCAGACGACUUCCGCGUUACGCGAGACGCGAUGAGCGCAGCGGCCAGGAACGGACGGGGCGAUUUCUUGGAAUACCUAUGUACCCACAGCCACGAUGACGACGUGGGUGGACUUGAACCUCAGUGGGCUUUGAUGGCUCAACUUCGCUCGGCAGCGAGGACAGGCAAUCUCGAGGACACCAAGGUGGCCGUGGAGCGCGGGGCGGAUAUCAACUCACGCAGCAUGAACGGAAAGACAGCCUUGCACGAAGCAGCCUACGGGGGCCAUUCCGAUGUUAUCGAGUUCCUGGUGGCCAGGCCAGACGUGGAUGUCAAUACUUUUGACGAAUUCGGCAAUACGCCCCUGCACGACUGUUACUGGAUACGACAUGAAGAACCGGCUCGCAAGCUCUUGUCCGGGGGGGCAACGGACCCGAACCUGGCCGAUGCGAGAGGCAGAACACCCUUGCACAUGGCCGUUUACCAAAAUCGUCUUGGUCUGCUAUAA